CCAACCCAACCCCUAUCGAGCCCGGUCGAGUUCAAUUUUGAAAACAAAGACUCGACCGUUGAGAGCCAAGUUGACUUCAAACUUAGCAACUCUAAUACCUCUCUUUCCCCCUCAAACCCACAUUUCACCAUGAGACGCCAUGGAUGGCAACGCCCUCUCCACCCUCUUCAGUUUGUGGGCGCUGCAGUUUACGCAUUUCUGGUCGCCUGUUUCUACACCUUCCUCGGACUCUUCCUCGGAAACCGAACCGCCGAGACCACACUCACCCUCGCGUUUUCCCUCGUGGCGGUUGCGGUGAUGUUUCUGUUCGUGAGGUGUACGGCGAUUGACCCCACCGACAGAACCAGGUUCAGGAAGAAGAAGAAGAAGAAGGCCAAAUCCAACGCGAUUCCCAAGCUUAAUUACGGCUUCAUACUUGGCCAGAUUGUGAUGAGGUUUUUCAGGAGGGUGGAAAGGAAGUUGCUUAGGACGUUCAUUAAGAGGAAGUACCUUGAUCCCUUGAAGAUAAGUCCCCAAAUGGAGCCUCUGUUACCAUUCCCUCUUGUCAUGAAGGAUGAUGAUGAUGCCAUUGCCCCUGAUCUCAAAGAGGAUGACAUCUCGUUUUGUGCACUUUGUGAUUUUGAGGUGAAGAAGCAUAGUAAGCAUUGCAGGACUUGCAAUCGUUGUGUUGAAGGGUUUGAUCACCAUUGCAGGUGGCUGAAUAACUGUGUUGGGAAAAGGAACUACACGACCUUCUUUCUUCUCAUGAUUUUCGUUCUGUUGAUGCUUUUCAUUGAAGGAGGGACUGCAGUUGCUAUAUUUAUCAGGUGCUUUGUUGAUAAAAGGGGAAUAGAAAAGGAGCUUCAGAGGAAGCUUCAUGCAGAGUUUCCGAGAGGAGUUCUUGCCACCAUAUGUGUGUUGCUUCUCUUAUUGACAGCUUAUAGUUCAGCGGCAUUGGGGCAGCUUUUCUUCUUUCACGUGGUUCUAAUACGAAAGGGAAUGAGAACCUAUGAUUAUAUCCUAGCGAUGAGAGAAGAGAAUGAAGCCAUGGAAUUGGAAUCAUUGGAUGAUUCUGAUUUCUCUUCAGAUGAGAGUGUCGAUUUUGACUCACCUGAAAAGCCAACACUAAUGUCAAGGUUUCAAUGCAAGGGAAACCAGAGCUCACCUAGGUUGUCCAUCAGGAUUGAAGGAGAAACUGAACCUUCCCCCUUGAUCAAGACAAAGAAGUUCCAUGUAAGCAUUAAUCCAUGGAAACUCAUAAAGCUGACCAGAGAGAAAGCCAUACUGGCAGCGGAGAAAGCCAAGGAAAAGCUUAUGAGAGAAAAGCCAAUGGGGGAACAUAAUUCAUUAAAACCUCUUCCAUUGGAAACAAAAUGCGGACCAUUGAUGAAUGCGGAUAAAAAUAUGGACACUGAGGAUUUUGGCUCUACACCUUUUAUAGCAAAAGGGAUACUUACUGGAUCGCCAGGAAGGAUUUCAAGCCCAAGAAGGAGAUUUUCUGCUGGCUCACCAACAGUGUUCUCUAGCAGCAUGAUGGCAUCCCCACACUACAAAUAUAGAAGCAGUUUCGACUUGAAAUUAACAGGUGUGUCCAGGGAGCUCGAAACACAUAUUUCAAGGCAGGUUUUAUGUUCUGUUAUCAGCAAAGAUGAUAGUGUGCCAUCCCCAAGAUAAGCUCUGUAUUUUAGAAGUUGAGAUUCUCAACCUUAGAGAAAGAGUUGUUGAUAUGUCCAUUCUUCAUGCCCAUUUUCUAUAUAUCAUUAAUUCCUUAUAAUCUAUACAUGGGAUGGUUAAUCUUUAUGUAACAUGGAUUUCUGUUUAAUUUACACAUGGGGAUAGUUCCUAUUAGCCAA
Messenger RNA from Cajanus cajan (pigeon pea), 1832 nucleotides. RefSeq names its product DHHC-type zinc finger family protein. The record is from RefSeq and is a predicted model, not a curated record. NCBI's taxonomy places the organism in Eukaryota, Viridiplantae, Streptophyta, Magnoliopsida, Fabales, Fabaceae. Gene Ontology annotation, biological process: protein targeting to membrane; peptidyl-L-cysteine S-palmitoylation. Gene Ontology annotation, cellular component: endoplasmic reticulum; Golgi apparatus. Gene Ontology annotation, molecular function: protein-cysteine S-palmitoyltransferase activity.